Messenger RNA from Ochotona curzoniae (black-lipped pika), 1072 nucleotides. RefSeq names its product small integral membrane protein 7 (gene SMIM7). The transcript has 5 exons. The record is from RefSeq and is a predicted model, not a curated record. The coding region runs from base 53 to 280 and encodes 75 amino acids. NCBI's taxonomy places the organism in Eukaryota, Metazoa, Chordata, Mammalia, Lagomorpha, Ochotonidae.
ACGCGCUCGGGGACUUCCGUUUCCGGUUCUGACGGACGCGUCGGCCGGAGAGAUGAUCGGAGACAUCCUGCUGUUCGGGACGCUGCUGAUGAACGCCGGCGCCGUGCUCAACUUUAAACUGAGAAAGAAGGACACACAGGGCUUUGGGGAGGAGUCGAGAGACCCCAGCACAGGUGACAACAUCCGGGAGUUCCUGCUGAGCCUCCGUUACUUCCGCAUCUUCAUCGCCCUGUGGAAUAUCUUCAUGAUGAUCUGCAUGAUCCUGCUGUUCGGCUCCUGAGUCCCAGAGCCCGCGCCGGGAAUGCCCCGCCAGCCGCCGGCCAGCCCCUCUGGAUCCGACGCCUUCCAGGAUGUGGUCGAGCAGCCUAGCCAGCGACCUUGUCUCCACUGCCUAAGCUCCCGUGGGCGGACAUGCAGCCGCGGCCUCUGCUCGGGUCUCGGACGUGGGACUGUGUCCUGCGGGCUUGGGGUGGGGACUGUCGCAAGGGGCUGUGAUUUUUUUUAAAAAAAGAAAAAAGCCUUCCACGGAGAGGAGAGAAAAAUGGAACCCAUCUUUUCAUUCUGUUGGCAUCCUGCCUCUGCCCAGCCGGCCCGAGGACACCUGCUUCCACGUCCUUUGGGGUUAGAAGCGCCAGGAUUUGGUAAAAGCUGCUUAUUGCUGUUGUUGAAGCAGGAGUGCCAGCAGAAGGGUUCGUUUGAGUUGGGGUGCAGCCACUUUGAGCAGCACUCGGGCUGACGGGGUCCCAGUGGGAUGGGCCCUUACAGCCCGGCCGCUGCAGGGUCCGCUGGAGAAGCUGGGUGUGCUAUAAUGGGGUCACCGGCCUUCCCGAGGAGACACCGGACUGAUGGCGGGGAGGCCGGGAGCGGGCCCGGUGGGUGGCCCUCCGGAGCCCCGGCCACCUCUGCUCUGGACCUGUCCGCUGUGCAGCCACCCGAACGGGAAUGUUUUUUGGGUUGGUUGGUUGUUUUUUUCUUUCAGUUCCCUGGUGGUCGUUGGGUACCCCAUUUGGUCUACCCUGCCAGCAGGGGGAUUUUGAAAAUGAGCCCCAAAUAAAGCUCGGCUGAAGAAACA